AUGCAAACAAGCUCGAUAGCCCCAGCCCGCCUUAUCUGCGAUCUGCGGCGCAACUUCUUCUUCAGCGCAACAACUUACACCUUAAAUAUGGACGGAUUCGACGAGGAAGCUUUCAAGAAGUUCUUUCCUUCUGGCUUUGGCAAGCAGGAGAAAUCAAUCGAUGUCGAGUCUCAAAUUAAUCGGUCCAAACGGACAGAGAUCUCAGCGUCCGAGCCGCUCGCCGAGUCCGCGUCCGCCACAGCUGGACCUACCGUAACGGAGAAAAGGCCACAAGAACCCAAAGACAGUGAUGAUGACUCUGACGACGAUGAUGAUUCUGAAGAUGAGGAUGACGAGGAUGAAUUUCCCGUGUCGCACGAGCUGGUCUUGAAGACCCAUGAGCGCGCUGUUACAACCAUGACAGUAGACCCCUCGGGGGCGCGACUAAUCACAGGUUCCACUGAUUGUACACUGAAGCUCCACGACUUUGCUUCUAUGACGCCCUCGACCAUCCGCGCAUUCAAGUCUGUCGAUCCUUCCGUGAAGAAACAAUCGGCAGCGCAAGACACCCACGCCGUCAACUAUGUCGCAUUCAACCCGCUUGCUGCCAGCCAUGUCCUCGUCGUCCCUGCGACAGCGCAGCCGCGUAUCCUGAGUCGAGAUGGCGAUACACUGACCGAGUUUGUGAAGGGUGAUAUGUACCUUCGAGAUUCGCACCAUACAAAGGGCCAUACCUCGGAGGUAUCUAGUGGCGUUUGGUGUCCCACGGACGAGAACCUCUGUGCUACGGCUGGAUCGGACAGCACUGUGCGUAUUUGGGAUGUCAAUGUUGGCCGCUCUCAGAAAGAGGUGAUUGUUCACAAGUCGAGGGUUGCUGGGUCUGCUGGUCGGACCAAGAUGACCGCGGUGGCUUGGGGCUCUCCGAAACAAGGAGGGUCUAAUAUCCUGGUUGCCGCGGCUCUCGAUGGAAGCUUGGCGAUGUGGAGUGGCAAUGGGCCUUUCACCCGGCCUAGUGGCGAAGUUCGGGAGGCGCAUACCCGAGAUACUUGGACGAGUGGCCUGGAUAUCAGCGCCGACGGGCGCCUUAUUAUUAGCCGAGGUGGAGACGACACUAUCAAGUUGUGGGAUACACGGAAGUUCAAGUCACCAGUUACAACUGUAACGCACAAGUCAACAUCCUUCCGGUAUCCUACCUCGAACAUCCAAUUUUCGCCGAGCUCAGCGAAUGUCAUCGUCGGCUCGGAAACGGGUCACUUGCACAUUCUCAACCCUGCUACGUUGAAGCCAGAACUAGUCACGCCCGUCACGCCAGGGUCGCCAUUGAUCACUGUCUUAUGGCAUGAGAAGCUUAACCAAAUCUUGACUGGCUCUGCCAAUGCGGAAACACAUGUGCUCUAUAACCCAACAAUGUCUACCAAGGGUGCCGCGCUGGUUAUGUCCAAGGCACCCAAGCGUCGCCAUUUGGAUGACAACGCAACCCUUACGACAGACCUGUCGUCCGGACUUGCUGGUGACUCGGUGGUCGUCGGCUCCAAUGGUGUCCCUCAUUACAGCUCUGCAACCUUUGCUGCGCGUCACCCGACGAUCGGAUUGACGGCGUCUGGUCGCUCCAGGGAUCCACGUCGCCCACACAUGCCGCAGGUGACGCCCUUUGCCAAGUCCCAGCCUGAUGAGAAGCAUAUUCGUGAUAAUAUUCCUCUAAGUUCCAUGCGUGAUGAGGACCCGCGAGAGGCAUUGUUGAAAUAUGCCGAAAAGGCUGAGAAGGACCCUAUCUUUACCCGCGCGUACAAAGAGACGCAGCCAAAUGCCAUCUAUGCGGAAUUGAGUGAUGAAGAGGAGCCGGGCCCGGAGAAGAAAAAGGCACGUCGAUGA
Penicillium cataractarum is the source of this 1851-nucleotide messenger RNA. Its product is annotated as WD40 repeat domain-containing protein. Bases 1 to 1851 code for a protein of 616 amino acids. The record is from RefSeq and is a predicted model, not a curated record. Gene Ontology annotation, cellular component: nucleus; site of double-strand break. NCBI's taxonomy places the organism in Eukaryota, Fungi, Ascomycota, Eurotiomycetes, Eurotiales, Aspergillaceae. The transcript has a single exon. Gene Ontology annotation, molecular function: protein binding. Gene Ontology annotation, biological process: regulation of DNA double-strand break processing.